GCUGACAGCACGUAAAUCUGGACUAUAUAUGAGAGCCCUUUCCAUCGACCAACUCAUCGCUCCCGUCCCACGACGUUAGUCGGUUGCUCGCUCACAGCAGAAUCGCAACAUCCGUCUCGUUCUCGUUCAAUCACCAAACCCGCUCAUCGCCAUUGUACCCAGACUUUCUGUGUCUGUUUUUGGUCUGUACCUGUGGCAGCUUGCACGCAAUGCAGUGAAACGGUGUACAGCUCUGUCAAGAGCAGCUGGUGAAUUCACAAGAGUUAGGGAGAGGGAGAGGGAGAGGGAUCGAGUUUGGAUUGCUCAAGAUACGACUCGGAGCUUGAAAAAAUGUCUGUCUGUAACAGUCUGUCGUCUACAUUUUCAUCCUACUUUACCUCCACAGACUUACAUCUUCUCAAGGGCAAGCUCAGUCACGGGUGUAAAACAAAUGAUCGGUCUGAGGCUCGCGUUGUGUGCCGGUUACCGAACGAGGACAUCAAGCCAUUAAAAACAGCAGAGGAGGCUCAAGAUGGCACAGCGAGAAGUGAUGCGAGUUCAGGCAGAAGCAGUCGGCGGGAAAUCAUCUUGAGAACAACAAACAGUGCUGCCGUGUUGGCGUUUGUCAACUUUAGAGGAGAGAGACCAAGUUAUCUGGGAGUGCAGAAAGGGGUACCGUCUUUGGCUCUGUGCCCUGCAACUCCGAACUGUAUAUCCACUGCAGAGGAAAUUAACGAUCCAGGUCAUUACGUACCACCCUGGACAUACAAUCCCGAAGAGGGCCGGGGUAGGAGAAACCCUGCUUCCAAGGAACAGGCAAUGCAAGAGCUGAUCGAAGUGGUGGAAAAGACGAAGCCGGACAAUUUCACCCCACGCAUAGUGAAGAGAACGGAAGACUAUAUCUAUGUCGAAUAUGAGAGCCCACUUUUGAAGUUUAUCGAUGAUGUAGAGUUCUGGUUUCCUCCGGGCGGGCGGUCUCUCGUAGAGUACAGAUCAGCUUCUAGGGUAGGAAGUCAGGAUUUCAACAUCAACCGCAAAAGAAUCAAGGCUCUGCGUCAAGCUUUGGAGAAGAAAGGAUGGAAAUCUGUUGGGUUUUAGACGCUUGCGAGCUUACCUGAGGUGCUCGCACGACAGAACCAAAUUUGGGGUCGUUCGCACGAUCAAACUCCAGUGUCGCAGCAUCGGAUUAUACUGGAGAAGAGCACACUCCUGGCUAGAAGCUAAGAAUACCAGCCGAAUCGCGACUACUGUAGUGAUAGAUGGAAGCUCAUAAAAUCAUUUGAAAUAAAAUGUAAGGAAGCUCAGAAACGUAAGAUCCCUACCGAUUCAACCACCUAUCGAGUUUCAGAUUGAUGCUCUAGAGAUCUCAUGGGCUUUUCCUAAAUGAACUGUGAUGAAUCCUCUCUCCCAACUUCCUGAGUCUUUCCCCCCGCCCCCCCUACCCCCUUCUCGCUGGUCAAUGAUCUUCCUAUAUAUGGUAAUCCGUGGUAGAUAGGCUUGGGAGCGCAGUUCGAAGGCAGAAGGUCGCAUCUCACUUCUGACGAUUAAAAUAGACCUCGCCCAGCCCGCCCAGAAACGCUGUCAAGUGUCUCCAUCGAUGCGACUCUGUACUUGCCUACAACUACUUGCUGAACCGACAGGCUUGCCGGCCUGUAGUUGGUACUGGUCAUUCAUACUCUUGUUGGACGGCUACUUUUGGCUCUGGGAUCUUAUCAGCUGAAAGUCCAGUGCGCGAGUUACCAUUUUACCAAGUAGGUAGGCAUGUCCGAGAAGGCAUAGUAACUUCUAGAGAGUACGAAUGUGAUCAUGGUUUCGGCUGACGGGCAAUUAAAAAACUGGUAAAU
This is a messenger RNA of Marchantia polymorpha subsp. ruderalis, 1823 nucleotides long. Lineage: Eukaryota; Viridiplantae; Streptophyta; Marchantiopsida; Marchantiales; Marchantiaceae. The record is from the annotation of a GenBank genome assembly.